Molecule: messenger RNA, 4340 nt
Organism: Ictalurus punctatus (channel catfish)
Lineage: Eukaryota; Metazoa; Chordata; Actinopteri; Siluriformes; Ictaluridae
Gene: tbx2b
Product: T-box transcription factor 2b
Exons: 7
Coding region: 1211-3280 (689 amino acids)
Biological process (GO): regulation of transcription by RNA polymerase II; cell fate specification; positive regulation of DNA-templated transcription
Cellular component (GO): nucleus
Molecular function (GO): RNA polymerase II cis-regulatory region sequence-specific DNA binding; DNA-binding transcription factor activity, RNA polymerase II-specific
Source: RefSeq, a predicted model, not a curated record
GCCAGUGUCCGCUUUAUAAGUCGCCUCCUCUCUCGCCAGGUUAGUGAUGAGAUCAAAUAGAUAUUAUAAUAAUAAACACAUCAAACGGGUCGUUUCCUAUUUUACCUGUGCGACUACAUCAAUUAAUAGCCUACGGAUCAAGCUGGGUUUUUUUUUUUAUUCUGUAGCAUUUUAUUGGUCUUGUUUUGGGAUCGCAAACAGACUAGAUUAGUUUAGCUCUAACGCCCAAAUAAUUGUACAUGUUUGUAAACACGUGCGCCCGAUGGGAAAUGUGCUUUCCUCCGAUGGAAGCAGUAGGCUACAUGUUAGUCAAUCACUAGAGUCGCGUUAUUUUAGUAUUUAGCACCCAUUUUAUUGAUUAGGUUGAAUACUAGAGAGCGCAUCAAUUAACCUCAGUAAUCGUAAUUCCUGGACUCCGGUGCAUCGGAAGUGAAUUUGGUGGCUCUGACAAGGCUGGCAUCGUCUCGUCGUGAUUAUAAAGCGAGAAGCUAAUCGACUUGGUGUGUCCGUGCAGCGGCUGAGGAAUGAGCGCUGACCCGCCCGGCUCCGACGUGUGGGAGGGAGUUCCCCUGCUUUUCUGUCAUUGGUUAAUAUUUUAUUCUGUUGACAUGUUUUCUUGCUGCUAAUGCUUCCGACACCUUCUUGUCCACCCCCUCUCCUUGGGCCUGGCCGGAGCUGUCAAAACCACGCCUAUGGAGGCUCACAAUUGGUCCGAAAAGCGUAAAAUCAGCAAUCAAGGGGGCUUGGUUCAUUAGUACUGGGAGCUGAGCAGGAAGGACGUGUGAGAUAGUUACAGUUGUGCAGUGGACAGGGAAGGAGCUAAGCCGCUUCACCUCCGCUUCUCUCCUAGAAUAUGAUCGUGCAGAUGGCCAUCUGCGUCGAGAGAGUGAGCUUAUUUUUAUGAGAACGGCGCGCGCAGAAAACAAAUAUCUUCUUUCAAAGUGUCGUUGCGCUCACUUUGACCGGUAAUAACACGAGACUUGGUGAAAUCAGCAGCUAGAGGGAAACUGAAGUGCUUGUUCCCUGUAGCUUCUCUGCCACCGCUCGUUUUUGAGCGACAAUACAGAAACUUUGCACUGUAGUCGAAGAUUACCUCAACGCCUUUCUCUCUUUAGACUGUUACGACGGCAUUUUCCUGCUGGAUAAGCGCCGAUUUGAAAGGAAAAACAUCACUUAAAUAUCACAUUUUUCAGCGAUUUUGGAUGCACCGAUGAGAGAUCCAGUUUUUUCAGGCAGUGCCAUGGCUUACCACCCUUUCCACGCUCACCGGCCCACCGACUUCCCCAUGUCAGCGUUCCUGGCGGCCGCUCAGCCCUCCUUCUUCCCGGCUCUAGCGCUGCCGCCCGCCGCUCUCACUAAGCCGCUGACGGAGCACAGUCUGGCCGGAGCCGCCGAGGCUGCGCUCCAUCCGGCGCUCAGUCACCACCAUCAGGCCGCUCAUCUGCGCAGCCUCAAAAGUCUCGAGCCGGAGGAAGAGGUAGAAGAUGAUCCAAAAGUCACACUGGAAGCCAAGGAUCUAUGGGACCAAUUCCACAAAUUAGGAACAGAGAUGGUUAUUACUAAAUCUGGCAGGAGAAUGUUUCCUCCCUUUAAAGUCCGAAUAAACGGACUUGACAAAAAAGCCAAAUAUAUUCUGUUGAUGGAUAUUGUGGCCGCUGAUGACUGCCGCUAUAAGUUCCAUAACUCGCGCUGGAUGGUGGCGGGGAAGGCCGACCCGGAGAUGCCCAAGCGCAUGUACAUCCACCCGGAUAGUCCAGCCACAGGAGAGCAGUGGAUGGCAAAACCUGUCGCUUUCCAUAAGCUCAAACUGACAAACAACAUUUCAGACAAGCAUGGAUUUACUAUACUGAAUUCAAUGCAUAAAUACCAGCCUAGGUUCCAUAUUGUGAGGGCCAACGAUAUUCUGAAGCUUCCCUACAGCACUUUCAGGACAUAUGUGUUUCCCGAGACGGAAUUCAUUGCUGUCACUGCCUAUCAAAACGACAAGAUUACACAGUUAAAGAUUGAUAAUAAUCCCUUUGCAAAAGGCUUCAGAGACACGGGAAAUGGAAGGAGGGAGAAAAGGAAGCAGUUAACUCUGCCCUCGUUACACAUGUAUGAGGUUGGACAGUGUAAAGUGGAUCGGGAAGGGGCAGACUCAGACGCGUCCUCAGGCGAACAUGCCGCAGCCAAGGACUCAGUUCAUUCCCCUCUCGGACCUGCAUCCAGUCCUCUCACGUUCACCAGAGCCAAUAGAGAGGAUAAAGCUUGCACCGACAGUGAGCAUGAAGCUGAGCAUCAAGAAGAUCUCUGUGGAGAAUCGAGCAGUCCUAAACCACCAUCUCCAUUCAGCCCCAGAAGUGAGGAGCGGUCGAGAGAGAGAGCAAACACGGAGAAGAAGGAGGACUAUUCGGAUUCAAGAAAGCAAAACGAGUCCGUAUUUAGCCUAGGCAACCUCGAUAAAGACAAACUGGAGAACAAGCACAGAAAAGACACUACAGAGUCGUCUAAGAAGGACGUGGACAAUGGGGGUCUUAGCGGAAGUAAAGAGAGUUUCUCGCCCCUUAUGGUCCAGACCGAGAGUCCAUCACAUUUCGGAGCAGGACAUCUGCAGAGUCUAGCUCUCUCUGGCCUGCACAGUCAACAGUUCUUUAACCCUCUGAACACCGGACAGCCUCUGCUCUUUCACCCAGGACAGUUCGCGAUGGGCCCUGGAGCAUUUUCUGCUAUGGGUAUGGGACAUCUAUUGGCUUCAGUAUCAGGAACAAGCGGUUUGGACAAUGGCAGCCUUUCGGCACAGGGAGCCGGAAGUAGCCCUAAUCCAUUUCCCUUUCACCUGUCUCAGCACAUGCUAGCCUCUCAGGGUAUCCCCAUGCCUCCAUUCGGUGGUCUGUUCCCCUACCCGUACACGUACAUGGCUGCAGCAGCUGCCGCGGCUUCUGCGCUCCCCACCAGCAGCUCUUCCUCUUCUCUCUCCCGGAACCCGUUCCUGAACAGCUCACGGCCGCGGCUACGCUUCAGCCCCUAUCAGCUUCCAGUGGCUAUUCCUCAAAGCACAAACCUGCUCACCACCGGAUUGCCAGGCGGCCUGAAUCCUUCAUCAGAGUCCUCGAAAUCAGGCAGCAGGGAGGCCAGUCCUGUGCCCGAUCAACACAACCAUAAAGCCGCGUCCUCUCAGAGAAACGGCUCCCCAAAAGCCACACUGAAGGAGUCCAUCAAUGAACUGCAGAACAUCCAGAGGCUAGUGAGCGGCCUGGAAAGCCAAAGGGAGGCAUCAUCACCCAGAAACUCUCCCAAAUGAGCCAGGAUCAACAAACCUAUCCAGGGCAUGACUUGAACUGGCAGAGGAUGUUAUCAUCAAGUGUCUAUCCGAAGGAUGUUCGUAUACUUUUUUUUUUUUUAACCCAUGGAUGAUCGCAGUGGCAAUAGCAAACAAGAAGGAGAAAAUAAUUAGCAAAAUAAUUCGUUGAAUAAGAAUUGGUGCUCUCGUGUUGGAAACUUGAACAGAUCUUUAAAAAUGCUGCGAAGACAAUCUACUAUCACUUAUAACCUAACGGACUUCAUGGAAAACGUGAUGAAAAAAGUUACACCAAUCCAGGAAUGAAAAUAAAUUGGAAAGGCCAGUUUUGCAGAAUGUUGUUAGAAAAUGUCACUGCAGAACGAUGGAUAUGGAUCAAACGACACUUACAAACUGUAAACUCAAACUGUAAAUCAAUCAAGCUACAUCCAAAUAAUAAGUGUAUUUUAAAAAGGGAUUGCAAUGAGUCAGUGGACUGUUUGUGAUAAUCUGGCGGACAGUUGUGCGUGACCUAUUUAAUGUAAUUAAAAACAAAUUCUGUAAAUAACUAUAAGGAUCCAAGAAUAUGCAAAUCGGUAUUAAUUUAUUUACAGCUGUACAUUUGCGUGUAUAUACUAUUUAGAGUUUAACUCUGUGUUUUUUUUUCUUCUUCAUUUUACAUGAACUGUAAUACUGUAAAUGAAAGCUCCUUCAUAGCGCUUGUUGGAUUGAAGCAGAUCAUUUCUAUCUGUGAUGCAACGCUGUUUAAUCUGCCUGUGACACGUUAACAGAAGCGUGUGUCUUUGAAUACAGUAGUUAGUUGAAGAACACUUGGGACUACCGUCUAAAACCGCACACUGCUAUACUAAAUAGUAUUCCAAGAUGGCAUACUAUUUAAUAUGCUGGUUUUUGAGAGGGCCUCAGGAGAUUCACUCCAAUACACGAGACUUAAAUUCGUUUUCAUGGACUGGAUUAGAGCCCACAUAUGCUUUAGGAAAAUGAACUUGUCGCGUUUGCUGGUUGUUCGGAUUUUUUGUUGUUGGGAUUCUCUCACAGUUUCAAUAAAAAAAACGCGUUGAAUUAA